AAAAAAAAAAAGAGAGCAUAAUAAUCACAUGUAAUGUAUCUUAUUUUUUUUUUUUCCUUUUUCUUUAUGCCACAUUCAUUUGAAGAAACAAAUUUCAGUCGACUUACUUAUUGUGAUCACUGCCAAGGUCUAUUAUGGGGUCUUGUUAAACAAGGCCUUCAAUGUUCAGGUUGUGGUGCUGUAUGCCAUAAACAGUGUGAAAAAGCCAUGCCAGACUGCAAACAAGAAAAACUGAUAGAUAACCCAGUAAUUUAUCGCAAAGAAGAAACACCUGCUACCAAGUCUUUACGUACGCUUCAACAACAACUGGAUAUUCCAGCCAAAGAAACCGCCAACCAAUUAUCGACAGAAGCCAUUGAAAAUGUACUUGUCUCCGCUGCGAUUCAUGCUUCUUCAGAUACCAGUGUCUCUCAUGCGUAUUUGGCCAGUUUGCCACCUUUGAAUCCACAGAAUACAGCCAAAAACUUUAGUCGGUUUGUGUCUCGAUGUGGGCCUAUGUUUACAUUUCGCGAUAAAGUGAUCAUGAUCUUGAGUUGGGAUAAACCGGUAGAUACAUGGAUUGCUUUACUGAUCUAUUGUUUUGUCUGUUUACAUCCUACCUUGAUUGUCUUUCUACCUCAUGUCGUGCUCUGUUAUAUGAUUCUUGUAGGCUAUCAAACCAGACAUAUCAACACUAAACAAAGCGUACCUACACCAUCUCCGUCCUCUCAACCCAACAGCACCAAACGCAAUCAUUUUGCAGCCACUUUCUUCCCUACUGCAUUUGAUGAAACUUCGCCUGAAUAUCUAAAGAACAUGCAAAACUUACAGAACAUGAUGGGCCAAUUAAGUGAUGUGUAUGAUAUCUUGGCUGCUCAAAGUCAUUUCAUUGACUGGUCCAAUGAAGGAGAGACCAUGGCUGUCUUUCAAGCGGUGUGUGUGUCGUGUGUGCCUAUCAGUUUGGUUGUCUGGUGCGUACCUCUGAAUCUGUUGUGCUUAGUGGCUGGUGUGAGUGUGUUUAUGCUCAACACACGCUUUGCUAAAUUUGUCAUGAAAGAAUUGAUGCCUCAGUUACAGCAUAUGGCUCAAGAUCAAAUCAGUUGGGUCUCAAGGUGGUAUCAUCAAAUACAAGACAGACUGGAUGAACAGGAACAUAUAAAAGAAAUGUCAUUGUAUGAAAACCAACGUUGGUGGUCUGGUAGUGGGUUUAUUCCCCAUAUGUUGCCUGAUGAGCGUGGUUUAUGGUCAGAUAUGUCUGGGGAAAUAGACUAUGUGCCUAAAGAGGAACUACCAGCACCUGAAGGGUAUCAAUGGAUACAGGACAAUUGGACAUUGGAUGAAACAGGACCUUGGAUGGAUGAUAUGUUGGGCAUUGAAGUCAUUGUCUCCCCUGAAAAUGGUGGUUGGGUCUAUACAGACAAUGAAUGGAAACCAACUAAACAAGAACAUGUCACAAGAAGAAGAAGAUGGGUUCGUAAAUGUGAAAAGAUAAAAUAAAUGAGC
Gilbertella persicaria is the source of this 1482-nucleotide messenger RNA. Its product is annotated as integral peroxisomal membrane peroxin-domain-containing protein. Lineage: Eukaryota; Fungi; Mucoromycota; Mucoromycetes; Mucorales; Choanephoraceae. The transcript has 4 exons. The record is from RefSeq and is a predicted model, not a curated record. Bases 34 to 1476 code for a protein of 480 amino acids. Gene Ontology annotation, biological process: peroxisome organization. Gene Ontology annotation, cellular component: peroxisomal membrane.